This is a messenger RNA of Platichthys flesus (European flounder), 4747 nucleotides long. RefSeq names its product integrin, beta 6 (gene itgb6). The transcript has 15 exons. The record is from RefSeq and is a predicted model, not a curated record. Gene Ontology annotation, cellular component: cell surface; focal adhesion; integrin alphav-beta6 complex. Gene Ontology annotation, molecular function: integrin binding. Gene Ontology annotation, biological process: cell-matrix adhesion; integrin-mediated signaling pathway; cell adhesion mediated by integrin. Lineage: Eukaryota; Metazoa; Chordata; Actinopteri; Pleuronectiformes; Pleuronectidae. The coding region runs from base 174 to 2522 and encodes 782 amino acids.
CCCCCCCAGCUCCUCGCCCAGUGAGCAGGUAUCGCGGGGCGGCAGCGCGCUCCUCCCCAGCCCGCGGUGCACUCGGUUUCGGAGCAGCGGGUCCGUGUCAAUCCGCUAAAUAUGAGACAACUUGACACAACUAUUCUUUUCUUACCUUGUCCAACCAGUAACCUCACGGACUAAUGGGGCUUAUUCUGCUGAGCCUGAUUCUCCGCUUCUGGAUCAGCAGCGUGGAAGGAUCAUGUUCGACUGGCAGCGCUGGGACUUGUGACCAAUGUCUGCAGCUCAGCCCUCACUGUGCCUGGUGCACACAGGAGAACUUCACAGACUGGUUCUCAGUCAGCGAAAGAUGUGACACACUGGAUAUCUUGGUGGAAAAGGGAUGUGCCAGGAGCCAGCUGGAGUUCCCCGUCUCCGAAGGUCAGAUCCUCCUUGAUCUCCCGCUCGGGAAGAAGACCGACAGCGCUAACAGCACCCAGAUCUCUCCACAGAAGAUGGCCCUCAAGCUGCGAGCUGGCAGUCAGGUGACGUUCCAGGUGAAGAUCCAACACACAGACGACUAUCCCGUGGACGUGUACUAUCUGAUGGACCUGUCAGCGUCCAUGAUCGAUGAUCUGGACAUGAUCAAAGACUUGGGCUCCUCUCUGUCUAAAGAGAUGGCCAACCUCACCAGUAAAUUUCGCAUGGGCUUCGGUUCCUUCGUGGAGAAACCUGUGCUGCCUUUCAUCAGUAUCACAGAGAAGGAGCUGGCCAACCCCUGCAGUGGCGUGGGCUCAACCUGCCUGCCAGCGUUCGGCUAUAAACACGUCCUGUCUCUGACGAGCAGAACCGACAAGUUCAACGAGAUCAUUGCGAAGCAGCGAGUGUCCGCGAACAUCGACCUGCCAGAGUGCGGCUUCGAUGCUGUCAUGCAAGUGGCCGUUUGUGGGGACAAGAUAGGCUGGAGGAAUGACUCCAUGCGUUUGCUGGUGUUCGUCAGUGAUGCCGACUCACACUUCGGGAUGGACAGUAAGAUGGCCGGCAUCGUGAUUCCUAACGAUGGCCAGUGUCACCUGGAUGUCAACAAUGAGUACUCCAUGUCCACGGUGCAGGAGUAUCCGACUCUGGGUCAGCUGAUUGAUAAAGUCAUGGAGAACAACAUCCUGCUGAUAUUUGCUGUGACGAAGGAGCAGACACACAACUAUAAGAACUAUGCAGAUCUCAUACCUGGCGCCACAGUCGGAGCCGUGGCGAGUGAUUCAAGGAACAUCCUGGAACUGAUUGUAACAGCGUACAAAGAACUGCGCUCCGAGAUCGAACUAGAGGUCCACGGAGACACAGAGGAGCUGCAGAUGUCCUUCACAUCCAUCUGCCCCAAUGGUACUGUCCUGCCUGACCUAAAACGCUGCUCCAACGUCAAACCAGGGGAGACGGUCGUGUUCAAUGUGACCGUGGAGCUCCCGGGAUGCCUGUCAGGAGUCCGGCACUUCUCCCUCAAAGCCGUGGGCCUGCAGGACAGCCUGGAGGUGGAACUGGAGUCUCUUUGCUCGUGCGACUGCCGGCAGCCUCCUGAAGCAAACAGCAGCCAGUGCAUCGAGGGCCUGGGGGAGUUCCAGUGUGGCGUGUGCGUGUGCCAGCCGGGGUUCCUGGGAGCGCAGUGCGAGUGCAACGAGGAGAGCAUUUUGUUGAGCAGCUGCCUUGCCAGCAACGAGUCCGCAGUCUGCAGCGGUCAAGGGCAGUGCUACUGCGGCCAGUGUGUGUGUCAUGCAUCCAGCUUCGGCCGCAUCUAUGGACCUUUCUGCGAGUGUGACAACUACUCCUGUGUUCGCUUCCGGGGAGAGCUCUGUGGAGGCCACGGAGUGUGCGACUGCGGAGAGUGUCACUGUCACAGUGGUUGGACGGGGGAGCACUGCAACUGCAGCACCAGCACUGAAGCGUGCAUGUCGGAGGAUGGCACUGUCUGCAGCGGCAGGGGGAAAUGCAAGUGUGGCCAGUGUGCCUGCGCUGUACCCGGAGCGUCUGGGGACAAGUGUGAGAAGUGCUUGACAUGUGGAGACGCCUGUAGCUCUGCAAGGAGCUGUGUAGAGUGUCACCUCCUAGAUAAGGACGACGCUGAGCACUGUGAUCAAAGGUGCAGCGUUCCUAAAAUGUCCAUCAACACAACAGAAGAUUAUGAAAAGACCUCCUCUUUGUCAUGCUCGCUGAUGACGGAGAACGAGUGCUGGAUCUCUUUUGAUGUGGUGGAAAGUGAGACAGGUACCACUGCCUACAACCUCCAGAUGUACGGGUGCCCGGAGCCCCCGAACAUCCCCAUGAUCAUCCUGGGAGUCUCCCUUUCCAUUGUGUGUAUCGGCCUGAUCCUGCUGGCUGUGUGGAAGGUGCUGGUGUCGGUGCACGACCGUAAAGAGGUCGCCAAGUUUGAGGCGGAGAAGGCAAAAGCGAAAUGGCAGUCGGGGACCAACCCUUUGUUUAGAAGCUCGACGUCCACCUUCAAAAAUGUAACUUACAAGAACACGCAGAGAGAAAAGACUAUAACCAUGAAUUCCUACUGAUGAUAAACUGGAGACUAUGCAAACCAACUUCUGAGUGCACUUAAGUGUGUGUGUAUGUGUGUAUCUGUCUGUGUGUCUGUAUGUGUGUGGAUAAUAGACUGUAUAUAAAGAUGGACGACAUCAAUGCUCCCCAAAAGUGAAGCCAAAGCAUCUUGAUUGCCCCCUGGUGGCCGCCUGCUUUACAGGUCAUAAUCUCUGCCUUAUCCAUUGUAGUGGAUGGUAAAUGGGCCGAACUAAAAGUGACAGUAUUAAUCAAAUAUGUUUUUUCUCAAAGAUGGUUUCUGUCAUUUUAGGUAGUUCUGAUCAAACAGAUGUUUAUUCAAGUGUUCACUUGAAUUGAGUUUGGAUUUAAUUAGUCAUUAGAUUCUAUAAAAACAGGGUUAAUGUCACGAUUCACAGCUGAGACUGAGUCACCAUUGGUUGAGAAUGUGUCUGGGCAGGACCUCGACACCGCUUCCUCUGGCUGCAAAUGCUCAAGAUGGCAGACUUUCGCUUAAUUUCUGUAUAGUGUAGAGAAGUGGAGACAUGUCGUCCAUCUUUAUUUACACUCUGUUGCGUGGAUCCAUCUCUGUGUUGAUUCAGAGAUGCCAGAACACAGUAGACGACACUGUGAAUGGAUGAACACUACGUGAUGAACUUGCUGCUGUCAAAGUGCACUGUCCAUGUUCUAAACACUGAACCCUCCUGUUGCAUGAUCCUGCAAACGCACUCUGAUGUUUGUCCACUGUAACAUGCAGCUUGAAAGGAGGAGUCUACACUACGAGUGGUCUACUACUGAAAAAUGUCCUUAGUUUUAAUGAUUGUAAAUAUACUGGUGGAUGAUUGUGAUUUUUUUAUUUUAUAUAUUGUGCUUGAUGUUUUAUUUGAAAGAAAGGCUGAGCCUUUAAUGUUUUUUAGUGACAUGGCACAUAAAUAAAGCAAAGUUCUGACUUAUUGUGAAAGGACUUCAGGGUUUCCCCCAGCACUAUCUUGUUAAGGCGGCCGCCUUAACAAGACUAGGGCCCCGCCUUGACUACCAAUGUACUGAAAAAAAUAUUGGUGAUUGGUCCGCUAACGCCAGCAUUUCGGAAUGGAAACUUCCUGUUCCAUUCCCUACAUCACAAUAAACCAAAAUCACAACUACGACUCUAUAAUUCGUGUGACAAGUGUGUUAAGCCAGCAGCGUUGUCCGGCUGACGGUGGCUGGUUAGAGCACUUACGGCACGUGUGUACGGUCACAUACUGUUAUAACGAACUUUCAUAACGUGGCUAGCGGGCUAACCACCAUGCUAACUGCGGUGGGAACAGCGCAAAAACCCGCUGACUUUAAUCCCACGGCUCAUGACACUCUUUCUCAAACACCGUCAGGUUAGAAGCAAACACUUUAGAUCGAUACUAACUAACGGUAGUAGUUAGUAUCGGGUGUCCCUGCUGACUGUGUGUGGAAGCUGGGGGGAAGCUAGCUGCCUCCGUGUAGCUUCAAGCUGUUGCAGCUGUUGAAUUAGCAACGCAGUUUGGAAACAAGACCGGGGAACCGCUGCGUUAAGACACGAUAACAUAAGCAUUAUGACCCGCUGGGUGUCACUUUAUUCAGCAAAAACUGUCGCGUCAUCAACAUCCUUUUUCUGUUAGCUGCCAUCGUUCACUGUGUGGGAGGAGCCGGGAGGACGUAAAUAAACCAGCGUGGACUUCUUCUUUAUACCUCAUGAGGUAGGCUUCUCUAAGCUCGACUUCAGUUGCGCCAUCUACUGUUCUGGCGGUGAAUUGUUUUCACAACAAAAAGGCUCGUAGAACUAUAAAUCAAAAAGGGUCCGUCCGCUCCGUCCGUCCAUCAGUCCGCAACGGACUCGGAGUAGCAUACAUUGGCCUUAAGCUGCGUAAAUGUCUAGUAAUAUCUCGAUUUUAAUUGGUCCAUGAAUGAUAUGUAACGUAAAGGCUUAUGUGGCAUACCAUUUACGUAAAAAAGGCACAAAGAAUGAUGCUUAUUUGCGUACAUGUUAAAUCAUACAGAAUCAGGUGCGCAUGCGCGAAAACUUUUUUUUUCUUGCCGUCCACAAUGAAUAGGCGGUUAAUUUGAACGGAAUCCGACAUCACAAACUGUCAUCUUCCGAGGCAGCUUGAUUUUUCUUAAAAACCGGCUUAAACCCUAUUUUGUAGUGUCUGCAUGUUUUCCACAACAUUUGUACCUACUGUUGUUUAUUUAUAUUGAAAUAAACAGUUGUUUAUUUCAUUCAUGCGUACUGGCA